GUCGGUACGUGAGGUGUUGGUUCCCAUUGUUUGUGUUUAUUGUAUCGGAGCUGGAGGCCCAGAGCAGAGGGACAGAAGGAGGUGUGUGAGUGCAGGACGGGCUGAGUCUUUAUCUCUUAUACAUAUUUAUUCACCGUCUAGUUCGCUCAGCUGAAGCGGCCUGACUUCUGUUGAGAUGUUCAACCAGCAGCAGCAGCAGUUCCACCAGCUCAUGCAGCUUCAGCAUCUGUUACAGCAACAACAACAGCAUCCGGCGCAGCAUCAUCCCACUCCCAGGUCUAUACCAGCACCUGUACAGCACCAGCAGCCUCAGCAGAUGCUGAAUAUACGGGGAGCUGCACCAGCCAGGCUUAUAAAUACUCACCCUAUGUUUCAGAGAGCACUUCUCAUGCAGCACAUGCAAGGUAACCUGCGUGGUCUAAGCAUGGCAGCCCCCACCAUGUCUCCCUUCUUCACUGCAGCUGCAAGGCAGUCUAUCCUUGGCACCCCCCCAAUGGGUGUUACUGUCAAGGCUCCACGAGUGGGAUUUCCUGGUCUCCCCUUCCAGCAGCCCCAGCGCAUGUAUCUCAAGGAUCAUCAUAGAACCUAUGACCGUAAGAAAGAUGGUGAGCAAGGUGUGGCCUCUCACGUCAAAAAUGAAGAUGAAAAGCAGUCUGAGAAGGGAGAAAUAGAUCUUCCUCCAGCAGCUUCUGAAGCUGAUGAGGAGUCUGAAAAUCUAACAGAAUGCAGUGUUACCGACCCAAGCGAGCCUUCAGCCAAGCGAGCAAGGAGCAGCUCAGAGGAAGGUGCUGGGGAAUGCCAUUUUCGCGCAGGAGAGCUUUUGGAAGAUAGAGAAAGAGGUGGCGAGCGCAGUGUGGAGUCGCAGCCUCCUGAGGGCAUCAGCGGUGGGCGUGCUUUGAAAGUCACCAUUCAGCAGAGGAGCGAAAGUCGCACCAUUAGUACCACAGAUUUGGUGCCUUCGCAUACAGACAGAGAAUGCACUGGGCAGACUGGGCCAAGGUUCUGCUGCUACAUCUGCAAGUCCAACUUCCAAAGCUUGCAGGCCUUCCAAUCACAUCUGGUGACUGCCAGUCAUCACCAGCGUUUCCAGGCUAUCCAACAUCUGAGCAAUGCCUGCCUGGUCACUCUGAUGCCCACGGCCAAAGACCCUCAGAGCAGCACAGCAGGGACAGAUGGGAAGAAGCAGCAGCAGAGGUGGUGUAAUGCGUGCCAGGUUCACUUCAGCUCUGACCUCAUCACCCAUCUGCGCACACAGGAACACAAGCUGGCCAAGCGAUCCUUAAGGCCGUUUUGUACUGUCUGCAGCCGACACUUUAAAACCCCUCGCAAGUUUGUCGAACACAUGAAGUCCCCGGAACACAAGCAGAAAUCCCAGGAGCUCAGGAUGUGGGAAAAGGAGUCUUGGAGCCCGGAGGAGUCAGAAGAACUGAUCACAGUGGAUGCUGUGGGAUGUUUUGAGGAAGAGGAUGAAGAAGAUGAGGAUGAGGGGAUUAGUGGAGAUGAAGCUGUUGGGAAUGUGCAGUGCCCCCUUACUGAGAGAGAACCUAUGAAAGAAGACACGGAGGAGUACAACUCGGAGAAAGCAUACGGCUUGGACUUUAUGGUGCCCGUCACUGGCUAUCUCUGCAAGCUGUGUCACAAAUUCUACUCUAGUGACUCUGCUUCCCGGCUCACACACUGCAAGUCCCUGAUGCAUUUUCAGAACGUUCAGAGAUACAGCACUACAAAGAAUGCCAUGAAUGCAGCAGAGGCUUCUACUUCCUGUUCCCCAAAACCAGAGAGCCUGGAAGGGGUGGAAGCAGGGGCCUCCAUUGGCUCGGAGAACACAGAAUGGGCUGAGCAGAUGGCCACCAUCCCUGACUCUCUACAGGCAGAGAAUGGCCAGGGAGAAAGCGACAUGGCAAAUAAAGAAGGAGUGGCACUUGUUGCUGAGGAAAGUGGUGCAAAUAAAAGCGUCGGGGGCUUGCAGGAACCAGAGAACAUCCCUGCUCAGGGUGAAAAGGAGCUAAUAAAUAAUGAAGACUCUGGAGCGGUUGCAUUCCAGGAGGAGGCGGCUCCGUUUUCAAGCUGCCACCGCUUGUAUCAACAUAAACCCAGAUAGACUAACGUUAGGCAGGUUCCUACUGGGCACAGAGACCUUCCUUUAAUCUUAUAUCUCUUUUUAGGAUAAAAACCAUCGGAUUGCCAUGCGUCUGAUGAGCUGUAGUCUAAUGGAAUGCACUUUCUCCUCAGUUCUUUCUAGUCUUUAAACCAUUUCUUGGAAAUGCUUUAUUAAAAAUAUAUGAAACUCUAA
Xenopus laevis (African clawed frog) is the source of this 2293-nucleotide messenger RNA. RefSeq names its product cip1-interacting zinc finger protein-like (gene ciz1.L). The record is from RefSeq and is a predicted model, not a curated record. The transcript is spliced from 16 exons. Lineage: Eukaryota; Metazoa; Chordata; Amphibia; Anura; Pipidae. The coding region runs from base 176 to 2101 and encodes 641 amino acids.